AUGGCAGACAUGUCCAACGAAGACGAGCGCGAGCGUCUCAAGGCCGCCCUCUGGUUUGCAGUCGGCAAGAUUGUCGACGAGGAAUCAAUCAAGCAGAACUGCAACGCCACGCCGCAGUACAUUGGCGCGCUGACCGAAAUGGUCUGGGCCCAGAUUGAGUCCGUUGCCACAGACCUAGAGAGCUUCAGUCGGCACGCGCGGAGAUCAACGGUCCACACGGAGGACGUCGUCCUGCUGGCCCGCAAGAACCCAGACCUGCUCGACAUUGUCCGCGGCUUCGUCGAGGAGCAAAAGGCGGAGAAGCUCAGGAAGGGGAAAGGCAAGCAGAAGAGAUGA
This is a messenger RNA of Colletotrichum abscissum, 336 nucleotides long. RefSeq lists its product as uncharacterized. The record is from RefSeq and is a predicted model, not a curated record. Gene Ontology annotation, molecular function: protein heterodimerization activity; chromatin binding. Bases 1 to 336 code for a protein of 111 amino acids. Gene Ontology annotation, cellular component: FANCM-MHF complex. NCBI's taxonomy places the organism in Eukaryota, Fungi, Ascomycota, Sordariomycetes, Glomerellales, Glomerellaceae. The transcript has 3 exons. Gene Ontology annotation, biological process: resolution of meiotic recombination intermediates; replication fork processing.